AUGCCGGACUCCUGGAACUGCGAGUCGAGAAAGACCGCUACCGACUCCUCCGUAGGAGCUGCCACGUUGGCCGCAGCGGCGACCGGAGUCGGUGGCUUGGGGGCGGGUCUCAAGAAGAGUAACAAGGUGGCCGCCAAGGAGUCCGAGCCCGCGGUCCAGCCGUCGUGGCGAGAGAACGACGUCGCCGCCGUCGACGACCCUAGCGUGGUGCCUCCUGGAAUUGGUGGCGGUGCCGUAUGUGGUGGUGGUGUCGUCGGAGGCGGCAAAGACUCCUCCGAGGAGCGGUCUUCGUGGCCAGCCACGAGAAACUCGUCGCCUUCUCAGUCUUCGUGGCUCAGGCACAGCUGCAGCUCUUUGAGACAGCUGUCAUCUCCCAGUGACACGGAACAUGUUGGUCUUCGCGAACGCAAACCACACUCCACCACUCCCGUAGAAGCGCUAUCUCGAAGGCACCGAAAUGAUGUUCCGGACUUCAAAAACACGGACGAGCCCCCUGGUGGCACCCGAGUCCAUGCUCAACGGACGACCCAAGGUGAUACGCCUGUCCAAGUCUGCCUUCCGCAAACACCGCUUGGCGGACGAGAUGCUGCGGCCGCCUUCGCUGCCGCCACCGUCGGCCCCGGCCUCUCGUGGCUGGCCAGGUUCCGAAGUCGCUGGUUGCCUAACAUCAACAAGAACGUGCUCCUACCGGCGCUCAUCUCGUUGCGCAGCGUCGGCCUGCGAAUCAUCGACAGCAACGACCACGUGGUGCUGUCGGCCUGCUCCACGCUGUGGGCCAUCAUUUCUGUCGCCUUCCAGAGCGUCAACGUCUGCAUGACCGUCAUGGGAGUCGUGUCCAACAAUUUUCACGGCUACCUCCUCGAUCAGGUCUCGCUGGUAUUGGCUACGCUGUGCUCGAUCAUCUGCUCGGUGCUGCUGGCGUUCAGCCCGGGACGGCUGAAUGCGCUCAUCGAAAAGGUGGAGGACACGCUGUUCGAGCUGCACUGCCCACGCGACCUGCGCCAGUACUGGAUGCCCAUCAGUCUGCUCACCGUGGUCGGCUGGCUGUACAUGGCGCUCAGAUUCGUCGCCGUCACCUGGGUGCUCGACAACCAGCCGCCAAGAGACGUCUUUAAGGGUGUGUUCUUCACGGAGGCGAGCCGCAACUAUUCUGAGAACACGCUGCUGUUCCUGGUGGCGCUCAUCUGGUACCUGAACACCCUGUUCGUCUACGGAACCCUCGUGUUCGUCCCAAUUCUGUUCAUCUCCUUCUGCAUGAUCCUGGCGCGCGCUUUCCGAGUGCACAACGCCGUCAUCCGUGACGUGCACCGGUCGGGCCGCUCGGUUGAAGCCGACACCCUGGCUCAGAUCCGCAUCUUCUACGAGCGCAUCUGCACUCUGGUCACCGACCUGAACGAGAUCUUCGGUCCGGUCAUCUUCUCCUGGUACAUCAUGAUCGUCCUCAGCGUCUGUAUCGACAUGACCCAACUGUUCAGUGACACAAACCUGUUGAAGAACACCAAAGAAGACGAAGGCUUUCUCUUCAGCCUGCGUGGCAUCUACUCGCUCCUCUCCUUCCUGGGGACGUGCCUCGCAGCGUCGCGGGUGUCAGAGGAGGCGCUCGCGCCGCUGCCGCACCUGCACGAGCUAACUCUGCGCAGCUGGCGCCUCGACAUGAACACCAAGAUGGAGGCGCAUUUCUUUCUCAGCCGCCUUUCGUCGUCGCCGGUAUCGAUGACAGGCUGGAACUUCUUCACUAUCAACCGCGGCUUCAUACUGAGCGUAUGCGCCGCGCUCACCACGUACGUGGUGAUUAUCAUCCAGAUGAACCCAAAGGCCAUGAAGACCAUCAAUAAGUUGGUCACCACGGCGCUCAACAACACCGGCAACGGCACCGCAUCUAGUGAAUAGAGUAGGUCGGCUGUACUUGCUCCUUA
Rhipicephalus sanguineus (brown dog tick) is the source of this 1916-nucleotide messenger RNA. RefSeq lists its product as uncharacterized. NCBI's taxonomy places the organism in Eukaryota, Metazoa, Arthropoda, Arachnida, Ixodida, Ixodidae. Gene Ontology annotation, cellular component: membrane. The transcript is spliced from 4 exons. The record is from RefSeq and is a predicted model, not a curated record. Gene Ontology annotation, biological process: sensory perception of taste. The coding region runs from base 1 to 1890 and encodes 629 amino acids.